GCAAUCUCAAUUGACAUGUGUCGAUCCUACGAUCAUCUUUGCCAUCUAUAUCGAUGGCAUAUGUACGAGAUGUCAACGUUUAAAGGUACUGAGGUAUCUCCUUAUCUAAAUAUGAUAUGCUGCGUGAUAAGAUUCGUGGCUUAAAUGAGAAGGAGAACUUUGCAAUGAUUGAUUUUAAUAAGUAUAAUUGAAAUUAAUAAUUGUGGAAAAUCAUGUAAAGUGAUACCGAAGGAUAAUAUUACAUAGUUUAUUUAGUUGUAAAGUGUAUUACGAUAUAAGUAACAAUGGGUUCCAUCGCUCUAGAAGAGUACGAGUUAAUGAAAGACUCGAAAUAUCGAGUCUAUGUGAAUGCUGUUGAUAAGGCUCUAAAAAGUUUUGAAUAUACGAGUGAAUGGGCAGAUCUAAUUUCUGCAUUAGGAAAACUUAACAAGGUGUUGCUAAGUCAUAUGAAGUUUCCUGUUAUUCCAAGGAGAAUUAAAAUAUCAAAGAGACUAGCCCAAUGCAUGCAUCCAGCAUUACCAUCUGGUGUUCAUUUGAAAGCUUUAGAAACAUAUGACAUUAUCUUUAAGUGUAUGGGUACUAAUAGACUCAGUCAUGAGCUAUUCAUCUAUAGCGCAGGACUGUUUCCAUUAUUGGGUCAUGCUGCUAUGAAUGUCAGACCAUCAUUAUUAACAGUAUAUGAAACACAUUUUGUGCCACUUGGCGAAAGGUUGAGGCCAGGAUUAAGCGGUUUUUUAAGCGGUGUCCUUUUAGGUUUAGAAGAUGGAUCUGAUCAUUUUGACAGAACAAAUUCUUUACUGGAGAAAGUGUGCGAUGGCGUGGGUGCAGAACAUUUUUAUGCAUGUCUCUGGGAUUGCUUAGCUUCAAAUUCUGGCAUUCGCCUGCCUGCUAUAUCAUUUGUGUUAGCACACUUCAACAAGAAAUUGCCAAUGGAAGAACAGAGAUAUAUUAUGGGUACUAAUAUUAAAAUUAUGGUAUCAGCCUUAUGUGCAGGAGUACAAGACACUUCGGUGCUAGUGCAAAGAAGUGCACUAGAUUUUCUAUUAAUAGGUUUUCCUAUACAUAACAGUCAAUUGACGCAUCAAGAUAUGAUAUUAUUAAUCAAAGCUGCUCUAGUUACUAUAUUGCGAAGAGAUAUGAGCUUAAACAGGCGUUUGUUUGCCUGGUUAUUGGGUACUGAAGUAAGUACAUCAAUUUUAAAGAAGAAUCAUAUAACUGUGGACAUUAAGGAGGAUUCUGUAACAUAUUUUGAUAUGUAUUCGAAAAAAAUGCUAGUCGAAGCAAUAAAAUACCUGCUUAAAGAAGUUUGUGAAGAAAAUUCGCAGGAUUUGAAGCCAUAUAGAAUACUUGUUUCAUUACUUGAUAAGGUGGAUAUCGGACCAGUAAUUUUGGACGAUAUUCUAUUCGAAGUGUUUAGGACAUUUUAUAAUGCCUGUAAACAGUCUGCACUGAAUCAUAUACCAAAAACAAAUGAAGUAGUGAAAUCUGCGAAUCUCUUAUUUUCGACUUUAGAACCAUCGUACAUUUGGAUACAUUGUGGACAUCUAUUCGAGAAAGCCUGCAACACAAGAGCAAAGGCACAAGUUACCAUAGAAGAUGUUGUAAAAACGGUUGGCAGUGGAAUGCCAAAUUUAGUGGAAGUAUGCAUAUUAACGGAAUUCUUACUCGAAACAGUGUCAUUGGACGCAUUCAUAGAUACUCCGUCUGAGCAUCUCCCUGGUUUAUUUUAUGAAAUAACCAGCAAACUUUUGCAUCAUAUUAAUAUUUUGUCUUCAGUGGAGAUCUCGAAAAGUCUCAAAUUGUGCGCCAAGAUCUUGUCAAAGGUACAACCAACAAUGAUAACGACUCAUGCAGACAAGUACGAGGUAGAUACCAAAGUGGACACUUCUCUGAAUAAUAUUACAGUUCCUAGCGACAAUUCCCUGACCACGAUUCCUUUGGAAAAAAGUCAGUCGGAUAGUAAGUUGAAUAAGCCCGAUAUAUCCGGUACCUCUUUCGCGGAAAAAAGCCCGAGUACGAGAAGAAGAGCUAAUUCUGGUGGCGCUACUAAAAGGAACGAGAAAAAAUCGAAGAAGAAGGGGAGUAAGAGUACUUCCAAGUUAACUGACACGUACACCAUACAAGCUGAUGGUACUAACAUAUCGGUCGUGGUGAGUGAGGAUGCGAAAUCUUUACCGAGAAAUAAAAGCAUGGACGAUAUUAAAACGAGCUGCGUCGAUACCGAUAGAAUAAGCUCCUCUUCCUCGAACAAUAAACUGUCCACCAUGUCAAAGCAUUUGACGAAUGUCAGUCCAAUGGGAUCGACAGGAUCCUUAUGUAGGGGACCAUCUCCGGCAUUUCAGGCACAGCAUUCUAUGUUAGAAAAGUGCCUCCGUCAAUAUGAAAUAUUUUAUGUCAAGUUAAUUAGCAAUCGAAUUCUUAGCAAGGAAAGAACAGUGCAAGAUAUGUUUAAUCACUUGGUGAUAUCUUGCCCGAGAAAGAGUUUCGAUGAGAGAAUGCGUUGCUUAGAACUUCUGCUGAAUUCCAGAUUGAACACAGAGGACUCUGGGUUCUUUAGUCAAGAUGCAUCUGUAACCGAGGAUACCAAGUGCCUGGAUAUUUUUCACCUGUUCCUCGAUAUCGCAACACAUUCAGAAUGGAACGAGGCCAUGAAAAUAGCGUCUAGUUUGUUCGUGGAGUUGUCUACAUUUCCAAAAUACUUUUUGCCCGGCGACGAUGUACUCGUGGAGGAAGAACCCAAGUUCGAACAUGUUCUUCCGGAUUGGUUGAAAGUUUUAAUAGUCUGUUCCUGCUGGUUACAGAAGCAACCGGCAUUACAAUUAACGAGUAUUGCCACAUUAUUAGACUUGGUGGCAUUAUUGAAAGCGCAUAACGACGUCGAAACGCAUCCAAAAAGCGGAGAAGGCGUGACGACGGUGAUUAUGGUGCCGUUAUUGAAGCAAUGGCACAUAACUUACUUGAUGCAAUAUACUAAUGUAUUUCAGGUAUUGGCACAUUCCUUGUGGCAUCAUUUGGGCGAACUUCCUGCCCAUAAGUUUAGAAUGCGUUGCGUGGAGCUAUUGCACGAAUUGCAUCACGCUUUAUACAAUUCUUGCGACGCGGUCGAGGAUCUAAUAGGAUCUGCACUCACGUCCGAGAAUCCUGAAAAGAAAAUCGAAGCAUUCGGUAGAUUUGCUACUUUGUGGCAUCUAGGACGAGAAAUUGAAACGAAUCCAAGGCUGCGCGGCUGUCUUAAAAUUUUCGAUCAAUCCUUACUAAAAAUGUUGGACAAUCUUCAACUUGCGGACAACUCGCCGUUAAAAUUAUUAGCUCAAUCGUGGCUACUACAUUCCUUGAUGCGCGGCGACAUAUCGCGUGUCAUAGAUCCCUUGCUGACAAUACUUUUAGAUCCAUCCACAUGCCGUAUGAGCGUCCUCCAUGUGAGUAUACAACACAGUAAUACCGUCCUAACGAAGAACGACCCGGUGGAGGAAAAAUCGGAAGUUCAGGAUGACACGGAAGGUGCCGCGAAAAUCUACGCGAUUAGUUCAGUUGACGGCAAUGUGAUAUAUCACGUGAGCGAUAACGUGGAUGAGGAUAAAAAAUGGAAGAAAGGCAAGAAAAAGAAACAGACGAUAAAUCCUGUGAAAAUAAAACGAAUUUUCGCAGUGACAACAUUAGCGACUGGUGAUAAUUGCAAUCACUAUGUUACGGAAAGAAAUCAGUUUAUGAAGGAACUCGAGGUGCCGCCUAGCAUAUCCGGCAAUCGAAAGAUUUCUGUGUUUGUGAAUCCUCUCUCGAUCAAUUGUAAUGAAAAUUCGAACGAUUCCUUGACAGAAGACGAUUCGCUGCCCAGUAUACGUAAGACGAAUUUGACGACGGAAUUGCUUAAGAAUGCUACCCGCUUCAAAAAGAUAGAUUUCGAUAAAGGUUCUACUGCCAGUUUAGACGAGAGUCUUUUCGAAUCAGCAAACUCUAGUUUAAAGGCGAAGGAUAAGACUAGCUUCAAAAAGCUCAACGAUGACGUCGACUCGUCUCUGGAUUCUAUAACGAAUAGCUUAGAUUCAAGUAGUCCCGAAGUAACUAAUAAACAACCCAAGCAAAAGAAGGAACCUGUCGUGAUGCCAGGCAGUUCCAGGGAAAUAGCGGGCACUAUCAUAAAAGGCAAAUAUUAUAGCACGAACGAAUUUAACACGAAUUAUGAUCAUGAAAUUGGUAGUUUCGAAGCAAGCGCAGAGGUGCCCAGUUGGACGAUGGACGACGAUGAUGAAGGCGAUUUAGACGUCAGCACCACUGCGGAAGAGUAUUUUAGCAAUUCCAGCAGUACCAGUAUAGUCGAAGAAAUUCUGAAUGAGGUGCUCGAUCGCGCGAUGCUAUUGUGCGAUAUCGCCGAACCGCCGAAAAGUGAGGAAGUUCCGCAGCACCCCGCAAAAACUAAUCGAAAUGCCGGUCUGGGUGUUCACAAUCUUCACUCCCACAUGUUGCUCUAUUGCGGAGUAUACGAUUCAGCUAGAACUCUAUACGCUUUGCGUACACUUAGAAAUGAACUUUUGACAAAUACGCGAAUGUUUCUAUGUUGCGCGGCGACGACCGGUGUGUCGAAUGCGACGAAGAAUACAAUGCUGUUAAAUCUAUUGGCAAGGCAUCGAAAAAGUGUUUUCGGCAGAAACUUUCAUGGUGAUAUAGCUAACACGGAAUUUAUAGCUGCUUACAGGAGUAGUAUGUAUCUCGAAGUGCUGAUAAGCGUAUGCCUGUAUUUUGCAAGAAGUUACUAUCCAAAUCUCGGACAGAUGAGGCUUACAUAUGAGGAAAUUGCGGGUAACCGCCAGGUGCAACUAGCAAGUACAGAAUUACUAACGCUAAUAUUUUCCGAGUUAAUCCCAAUUGUUCGCGAUUCUGGGAAAGGUUUCAGUUGCUACAUAGUAGACCUGCUGACUAAAUGUAAAGUACAAAAGGUUGCUCUUCACUGUCUCGUGUCCAGUGUUAUGAGUAUGAAGAAUGCUCAUAAGGAAAAUGAAGAUGUUUUCACAUUUACCGAAGAAAUCGUAUUGUUUAAUGAUCCGUUUAUCGAUAACGACGUUAACAAAUGUAAAUAUAGAGCGAGCGAUCAUACAGAAGCUUUCCAAAUACAAUUAUUACGAUUGCUGUUAGCGUUAAUUAUGUUGGAGCAUCAGUGUAGUAGUCAGAAAGGAGAGGAAAUUAAUCCAACAACGUCAUCUAUACCAAGUUCACCGACACGAACUUCGCCAAGUUUAAUCGGGAAUAAUUUGAAAUAUAUUUCUGGAGCAGCGAUACCGCAGCAACCGAUGUUUCUCGCUAGUAUCCUUAGUGCACUGCAACUCGAUCAUAUGAGACAUCUUCAUCAACAUUGGACAACUCUUGUUACAUCCAGUCUCCCUUUUAUGGGAUCAUCUUUAACAUCUGUUGUAACAUCAGUUAUUCAUCAACUAUGCAGUAACAUUGAACAUCUAGCGUCGUAUUAUAUCAACGAGGAAACGGCGCCAAAGUUACAAGAUAUAAGCACGAUAGAAUGCUGUUUGCCUGCGGAUUACACUGUGACACAUCUCGAGGCUUUGACAUACUUGCUGCAUUAUUGUCUAUUAGAUACCUCUCAGCAAAUUGGAUUCUCGUUUAAUCAACCGCUAAGCGGUACAAUACAAACGGGAAUUCCUGGUGCUAAUCCCGGACAAAUAUUCAAUAAUCUUAUACACGUUUUUAUGCCGAGUCCACUUUCUCCGGAUUUAUCCACAGGAAAAGAUAAAACUGGCGCAAAUGAACUUCAACAACAUGCUAGAAGAACAGCAUUAAGUCAUUUACCAAGAAUAAUAGCAUCUUUAUCUGCCUUGUGGCAAGCAGUUUUAGCAACGAAAGAUAACGAACAAGCCAGUUGUGUGGUGGGUAGUCCGAGAAUAGUUAAAUAUCAAUUGUUAGAACUCUUAUCUCCAAUCUCUUUCCACCAUGGAGCCAACUUUUUAGCUGCAGUCGCAGUUGCUUGGCACGAAAGGCGCCAACCGUCCGCCGCAUCAAAGAAGAUACUUCCAGAAGCCUGUCCUAAUCAACAAGUAAUGGUUCAUUUGGUUAGCGCUAUUCGCGUUAUGCCGAUUGACACUUUGGUGCAUACCGUACAUCAGGUAGUGAAGACACCACCACCGAUACACGGAAUCAAACAGGAUUUCUCACUAGAAGUCUCAGUAUUGGAAUUACUUUAUAUAUAUAUGCAGAGCAACACAUCACAGUCACUUAUCGAAUCUUGGGCAUCCCUACUCAGUUUAUUGAAAGAUGGUCUAUCGCUAACAGCACCUGCUCAAUUUCUCUUGCUAGCUAUACUGAACGAAUAUGUACAAAAGUGCCCGCCUAUGCAAGAGAAGAAAGAUAUCAAAGACUUGCAAGAUGUGUCAGCAAAAUUGAUAGAAUCAUGUUCGCAAAUAGCUGGCGCAUGUCUAGAACAAACAACGUGGCUAAGAAGAAAUUUAGCUGUUCGAGAAGAUGUAUUCGAAGUGGUGGAAGGCUCUUCGGAAGGUAAAGAAGGAAAAAAUGGUGCUGUAACACCUGGAACUCCACCUAAUGCUGCGUACAGUGUUCAAGCGCAAGCAGUAUUGGCGGAAAUACUCGCACCAUUGUUGGAUGUCAGUUAUGGUUCGCAAGAAAAAGAGCGUGUGGUAACACUACUAACAAACCUCAUGUAUAAUGUUACACCUUAUUUGAAAAAUCACACUAUAAAAAAUAUCGCCUCAUUCACCGCAUGUUCCCAAUUAUUGGCUUCUUUGUCGGGAUAUCAAUACACCAGGAAAGCAUGGCGUAAAGAUGUUUUAGACUUAUUACUUGACCAAGCUUUCUUCCAAAUGACACCGUCCUGUCUGCCAUAUUGGAGAACUAUAAUAGACAAUUUGAUGACGCAUGAUAAUACUACUUUCAGAGAUUUAAUGAAUCGCGUGUCUAUGGCUCAAGGCAGCGGGAUCAGUAUAUUUUCUUCAAAGGAACAAGAGUAUGAGCAGAAAGCACAACUCUUAAAGCGAUUGGCGUUUGUCAUCCUUUGCAGCGAGAUGGAUCAGUAUCAUAAAUAUAUGCCAGAGAUACAAGAACGUUUAGCAGAUAGUCUACGCCUACCUCAAGUAAUUCCAUCUAUCCAGGCACAAGUAUUUCUAUGUUUUCGCGUGUUGCUAUUAAGAAUGUCACCGCAACACGCGACAUCCUUAUGGCCAGUCAUAGUUAGCGAGCUUGUUCAAGUCUUUCUUUAUAUCGAGCAAGAAUUGAGUACGGACAGCGAAGAGUUCACCUCGCAUAUUAAAUUGCUAUCAGCCUUGGACUCAUCAUGGGCUGUUAACGCCAGCAAUGGACUUCAGGCACACGGACAUCCUCACUGGUUGCAACUGCAACUAGCUGCCGCCAAGCUGCUAGACCUCGCGUUACUGUUACCAGCGCACAGAUUACCGCAAUUUCAGAUGUAUAAAUGGGCCUUUGUUGGAGACGCAGCAGCAGGAUGUAUGGAUAACAACAAUCUAUCCUCGGACUUUGUACCACAUAUUACGAGAAUAGCGAAAUUGAUGGAUAAUAAGUUUAAACCAGAAGGUCCACCACCUAAAAGAAAUCCAGGAGAGCUUUUACUGACAUCGAAUAACGUUCGCUCUCUACAAGACUUGCAUCACUUUUUCUCGAGUCUUAGUCGCGCCACAUGCGACACGUACGUGCCGAUAAAUAAUACACAAUUGGAGACUGUAAUCGAGCAAGACUUUCUUGAAAAAAUGCCGACCAUGCCAGCGAGAUAAUAGAGAUGCGUAAGAGUACAUAAAUAAUUCGUCAAUCAGGAAGCGUAACAAAUAUAUCGUUAAAGAACUUUAUCCUUUGAUAUAUUUAU
Molecule: messenger RNA, 7834 nt
Organism: Camponotus floridanus (Florida carpenter ant)
Lineage: Eukaryota; Metazoa; Arthropoda; Insecta; Hymenoptera; Formicidae
Product: protein dopey-1 homolog
Exons: 25
Coding region: 285-7745 (2486 amino acids)
Biological process (GO): Golgi to endosome transport
Cellular component (GO): endosome; trans-Golgi network
Source: RefSeq, a predicted model, not a curated record